AUGAGUAAUGAGGAGUACAUUAUUGAUAACUUAAUUACAGAAGCUCGUUUCUUUAUUGAUCAUAAGGAUGAUAAUGAAACAUUUCUAAGUCAGGGAUAAGAUUGUAUAGAUAAGAUCAACUAAAUACUAAAGAAAAAUAUUAGGUAUUCAAAAUAUGUAAAUAAAACAGAUCCUCGUUUUUAGAUAUUUCUUAAGAAGUAAUCAUAAAGUAUUGUGAGGCUUGUCUUGUUGUACCAGAUAAAGAACAUAUAGCUCAAUAAUAUAUAGAUCUUUAUUUUUAACGCAACUCUUCUUAGGGACAGUUUUACAUUAGAGCUUUGUUCAUAAAAGCUAGACUUAUAUCUAUGAAUGGUCAUGAUAGACUAUUGAAAGCAGAAGACAUGAUCAAAAAUUUGAAAUUGUCAUUAACAUUUGUUUAAUAAGGAUUAGAUAUUAUUUCUAAACCAGAAAAUAAAUAAAAAUAUGGAUUUCUUAUUUAUAAUGCUUCCAUUUGUGUUUAUAAUAUUAUUAGACCUAUGCUUAAACCAUAAUGGUAAUUAUCAUUUGUUGAUAUUUUGGAUAAAAUAGAUAGAAUGUUUGAAGAAGUAGAUGAAGCAGAUUAUGAUUGGAGAUGUAGAUUUACUUGGCUUUUAUUUUAUUGUUUAUAUGAUGAUAGGAAAGCUGAUUCAUUUAAAUUAUUAGAUAAACUAUGGGAAACAACAAAAAAGAAAGGAGAUUGUGAUUUUUAGAAUUCACUAUUAAGAUUAAGAAUACAUAUUGGUAAGGAAUAUAAAUAAGCAUUGGAUUCAGCAUUUAAGGAAUCAGAAUCUGCUCCAUCAGAGAAAGCUUGGAAAUCAUUAUUUAUGCUUUAGAAAAUGAGAAGUGGUUUGAUUCCUGAAGCUUAAGUUGAAAAGGAAUUAAUAAAUCUAAUCAAUUCUAUUUCAAGUGCUGUAUUACCUGGAAAUGAAGUAGCAGCUACUAAUAAGUUAGCACCAGUAUUUUAAGAAAGAUUGGCUGAAUCAGGAAGAGUAGCACUACAAUAUAAUUUAGUAAAUAUAGCUGAUUCAAUUACUGCAUUUUUGAGUAGAGUUAGAUAACUACAUUAAAAGGCCUACAUUUUACAUGAAUAUAAUAAGGCAGAAUUAUUCAUAAAGAAAGCAGGUCCAUUAAUUGAUAAUAAGACAGGAAUGAGAUUGAAUUCUUUAUAAAUUAAAAUGCAAGAAGUUGAAAGAAGAAUAGAAGCAUUAAAAACUAUGGAGAAAGUUAUGGUAACAAAUAAAAAAUUAAAUGAUCCUGAUCUCAUUUUUGAAGGAGCUGUAUUAAUUUGGAAUAUAUCAUUACCAUUUUUAAAUGCUUAAUAUAGAAUUCAUGUAUAUAAGGCAUUUUCUAUGGCUUGUUAACUAUUAGAACAAUUAUAAUGUGUAGAUCAUGCAUUAAGAGUCAAUUUCCAUAUUGAAUUAGCAAAGAGUGAUUUAUAAGAGGAUUUAGCUGUGAAAGCAGAAUAACAUAUAAAAAAAGCAUUACAAUUAGAUUAUAGUGUACCAUUAGGGAAAGUGCAAUUUAAAUAUGAUGAGGGUGAAGAUUUAGGUUUAUAUUAAAGACCUUAUGAUAAAUAUCUAAGGAAUUUAGAAGAAAAGAUUAGAUUAAAAUUAAAUAUUUAUUAAGAACCUAAAAAUGAUAUUGAAAGAGUAAUUACUUAAUUAGAGAAUGUAUAAGCAGCUAAAUCUGAAAAUUUAAGAAUAGAUAUUUUAUAGAAAUGUUUGGGAACUAUUGUUAAUUUGUAAGAAUAGGAAUAUUGGUAUGAUACUAAAUUAGAUUUAGUUGAAGAAGAAUAAAAUAGAGAAAAAGUAUUAAAAAAAUAAGAAAAUUUAUAUUAAUUUAAAUAAAAGAAAUUAUUAGCAGCUGAAAUUGCUAGAUUAGCAUUUGAAUGGGAAUUUAAUGAUUUAGCAUUUAAAGCUUGUGAAUUUGUAUGUAAUGAUACUUGGGACGUAAAAAAUGCAUCUGAAAUGAUACUUGCUCAAGUAGAAUGUUAAUAUAGAAUGGCAUAAAUGAUUAUAGAUAAUUUAAUUAAAGAUAAUUUUGAAAUACCUUUUGCUGAUCCUAUUAGAGUAGAAGAGAAUGAAAAUAUAGAAGAAUUAAGUUAAGAAAAAAAAGAUUAAGUAUUAUCUUUAAAAAGAAAAAUGUGCNUAUUUCAAGUGCUGUAUUACCUGGAAAUGAAGUAGCAGCUACUAAUAAGUUAGCACCAGUAUUUUAAGAAAGAUUGGCUGAAUCAGGAAGAGUAGCAUUACAAUAUAAUUUAGUAAAUAUAGCUGAUUCAAUUACUGCAUUUUUGAGUAGAGUUAGAUAACUACAUUAAAAGGCCUACAUUUUACAUGAAUAUAAUAAGGCAGAAUUAUUCAUAAAGAAAGCAGGUCCAUUAAUUGAUAAUAAGACAGGAAUGAGAUUGAAUUCUUUAUAAAUUAAAAUGCAAGAAGUUGAAAGAAGAAUAGAAGCAUUAAAAACUAUGGAGAAAGUUAUGGUAACAAAUAAAAAAUUAAAUGAUCCUGAUCUCAUUUUUGAAGGAGCUGUAUUAAUUUGGAAUAUAUCAUUACCAUUUUUAAAUGCUUAAUAUAGAAUUCAUGUAUAUAAGGCAUUUUCUAUGGCUUGUUAACUAUUAGAACAAUUAUAAUGUGUAGAUCAUGCAUUAAGAGUCAAUUUCCAUAUUGAAUUAGCAAAGAGUGAUUUAUAAGAGGAUUUAGCUGUGAAAGCAGAAUAACAUAUAAAAAAAGCAUUACAAUUAGAUUAUAGUGUACCAUUAGGGAAAGUGCAAUUUAAAUAUGAUGAGGGUGAAGAUUUAGGUUUAUAUUAAAGACCUUAUGAUAAAUAUCUAAGGAAUUUAGAAGAAAAGAUUAGAUUAAAAUUAAAUAUUUAUUAAGAACCUAAAAAUGAUAUUGAAAGAGUAAUUACUUAAUUAGAGAAUGUAUAAGCAGCUAAAUCUGAAAAUUUAAGAAUAGAUAUUUUAUAGAAAUGUUUGGGAACUAUUGUUAAUUUGUAAGAAUAGGAAUAUUGGUAUGAUACUAAAUUAGAUUUAGUUGAAGAAGAAUAAAAUAGAGAAAAAGUAUUAAAAAAAUAAGAAAAUUUAUAUUAAUUUAAAUAAAAGAAAUUAUUAGCAGCUGAAAUUGCUAGAUUAGCAUUUGAAUGGGAAUUUAAUGAUUUAGCAUUUAAAGCUUGUGAAUUUGUAUGUAAUGAUACUUGGGACGUAAAAAAUGCAUCUGAAAUGAUACUUGCUCAAGUAGAAUGUUAAUAUAGAAUGGCAUAAAUGAUUAUAGAUAAUUUAAUUAAAGAUAAUUUUGAAAUACCAUUUGCUGAUCCUAUUAGAGUAGAAGAGAAUGAAAAUAUAGAAGAAUUAAGUUAAGAAAAAAAAGAUUAAGUAUUAUCUUUAAAAAGAAAAAUGUGUUCUAAUUUUGUUAAAGGUUUAAAAUUAGCAGAUUCUAUCAAAUAAACUUGGUUAGUAUUUAAUGGAGCUAUAUAUAUUUGGAAUAAUUUUCUUACAAUAUUCCGUAAUCCUAUUAAUGAUAGCAAAUUGUUACCAGAAAUUACAAAUUUAUUGAAAGAAUUCUUUGAAAUAAUGAAGAAUUCUUUAAAAGAAAUUGAAAAAAAAUUAAUAAAUGAUUAUGAUAUUGAUACAAAGAUUUAAGUAUUAGCUAAUAUAGGUUUAGUGUAUGCAAGAUUAAUGGAAGGGAAAUCUUAAUAUGAUGAAGUUAUGAGAGUUUGCGAAGCUCUUCUUUUGACUCCUUUAUCACCUCACACUCGUAAAUUGAUUAAUUCAAUUAAAGCAAGAGUGUCUGGAACAGCUAAAACUAAUGCAGCUAAACCUGGAACUUAAUAAGAUAAAAAAGGUACUAAAUAACCAUAAUAAUCAUCAUCUGAUAGUGUUAUUUUUGAUGUUGUUUCAUAAUUAGAAAUUAUUUAAAAUUCAACCAAUAAAGCUUAAACAUAAGAUCUUAUUAAAAAAUGUUUUGAAACACUUGUUAGUUGGACAGCAAAAGAAAAUGAUGAAACUGAAUUAGAAUUACAUGCUGAAUUAUGGGCUAGAUUAGCAAGAUUAGCAUUAAAUGAAGAAACUAUUUUAAUGUAUAAAUAUUCAUUGAGAUGUGUAUAAUACUCUUUAUAAUUAUUAACAGCAGAUUUAUCAACUAUUCCAGCUUCUCGUUUGAGAUGGUAUUCUUUGGCUGAAUAUAUAUAUAGUGAAAAUCUAUUAAGAAUGCUUAAUUCAGAAACAUAAGAAACUGAAUCUUAAGAAUCAUUGUUAUUUUCAAGUUUAUUUCAUGCAAUUGAAGCUGCAAAUAAAGGAUUAAAGGCAGGUAUUAAUAGUUUAGUUUUGGAUGCAUCAAAAUAAGUUUGGAAUUUGUGUGCUAGAUUAGAAGAGAGUGCAUAAAAUAGAAAGCAUUUAAUUAAACCAGUAUAUUCAUGUUUAAAUUACUUAAANGGAACUAUUGUUAAUUUGUAAGAAUAGGAAUAUUGGUAUGAUACUAAAUUAGAUUUAGUUGAAGAAGAAUAAAAUAGAGAAAAAGUAUUAAAAAAAUAAGAAAAUUUAUAUUAAUUUAAAUAAAAGAAAUUAUUAGCAGCUGAAAUUGCUAGAUUAGCAUUUGAAUGGGAAUUUAAUGAUUUAGCAUUUAAAGCUUGUGAAUUUGUAUGUAAUGAUACUUGGGACGUAAAAAAUGCAUCUGAAAUGAUACUUGCUCAAGUAGAAUGUUAAUAUAGAAUGGCAUAAAUGAUUAUAGAUAAUUUAAUUAAAGAUAAUUUUGAAAUACCAUUUGCUGAUCCUAUUAGAGUAGAAGAGAAUGAAAAUAUAGAAGAAUUAAGUUAAGAAAAAAAAGAUUAAGUAUUAUCUUUAAAAAGAAAAAUGUGUUCUAAUUUUGUUAAAGGUUUAAAAUUAGCAGAUUCUAUCAAAUAAACUUGGUUAGUAUUUAAUGGAGCUAUAUAUAUUUGGAAUAAUUUUCUUACAAUAUUCCGUAAUCCUAUUAAUGAUAGCAAAUUGUUACCAGAAAUUACAAAUUUAUUGAAAGAAUUCUUUGAAAUAAUGAAGAAUUCUUUAAAAGAAAUUGAAAAAAAAUUAAUAAAUGAUUAUGAUAUUGAUACAAAGAUUUAAGUAUUAGCUAAUAUAGGUUUAGUGUAUGCAAGAUUAAUGGAAGGGAAAUCUUAAUAUGAUGAAGUUAUGAGAGUUUGCGAAGCUCUUCUUUUGACUCCUUUAUCACCUCACACUCGUAAAUUGAUUAAUUCAAUUAAAGCAAGAGUGUCUGGAACAGCUAAAACUAAUGCAGCUAAACCUGGAACUUAAUAAGAUAAAAAAGGUACUAAAUAACCAUAAUAAUCAUCAUCUGAUAGUGUUAUUUUUGAUGUUGUUUCAUAAUUAGAAAUUAUUUAAAAUUCAACCAAUAAAGCUUAAACAUAAGAUCUUAUUAAAAAAUGUUUUGAAACACUUGUUAGUUGGACAGCAAAAGAAAAUGAUGAAACUGAAUUAGAAUUACAUGCUGAAUUAUGGGCUAGAUUAGCAAGAUUAGCAUUAAAUGAAGAAACUAUUUUAAUGUAUAAAUAUUCAUUGAGAUGUGUAUAAUACUCUUUAUAAUUAUUAACAGCAGAUUUAUCAACUAUUCCAGCUUCUCGUUUGAGAUGGUAUUCUUUGGCUGAAUAUAUAUAUAGUGAAAAUCUAUUAAGAAUGCUUAAUUCAGAAACAUAAGAAACUGAAUCUUAAGAAUCAUUGUUAUUUUCAAGUUUAUUUCAUGCAAUUGAAGCUGCAAAUAAAGGAUUAAAGGCAGGUAUUAAUAGUUUAGUUUUGGAUGCAUCAAAAUAAGUUUGGAAUUUGUGUGCUAGAUUAGAAGAGAGUGCAUAAAAUAGAAAGCAUUUAAUUAAACCAGUAUAUUCAUGUUUAAAUUACUUAAAAGAAUGUAAAGAAAAAAGUGAACCUGAUUUAGUAUUACUAUUAGCAUAAUUAUUAUUUAAAAGUGCAUUAGAAAAUGAAGAUUAUAAAUUAGGUGAAAUGGCAGCAGAUAUGGUAUUUGAAUUAGUACCUAAGAAUAUGUCAAAACCUAUAUGGGAAGCUAAAAUGAUUUUUAUGAGUAAAUAAGGUAAAAAUGAAUUAUAGGCUAUUGUAAAUAUGAAAGAAGCAGAUUCAUCAUUAUAAGCUAAAGUUUGGAUUAGAUUGGCAAGAGUAUCAAAUAAUCUUUAUAAAUAAUAUACAGCAUAUAAUAAAGCUAUUGAAUUAUUAAAGAAAGAUUCAUCUGUUGAAAUAGUUGAAGUAUUAAUAGAAUUUUCAGAAUGGUUAUUAAGAAAUGGUAAUGAAAAACAAUUGGUUAUAGAGAAUUUAAUGUAAGCUGCAGAUACAUUAAUAGAAAUUGAAAUGGAAGAAGAUGAAGAAGAAGAAGAAGGAGAUGAAGAAUAGAAUUCAUCAACUAUUUUUAGUAGAAGUACAAGAGGUAAAAAGUCUACAGUUUCUAAAUAAUCAAAACAAAAAUCUAAAAUGACUAAAAAAACUACUAAGAAUACUGUUAAGUAAAAUAAAAGCAAAGAAUAAAAGUCAUAAAUAUCAGGAUAGAAAUCAAGUAAUUAAAGAUUUUCAAGAGCUGCAAAUGUUAGAACUACAACAAUCAAAAGUAAUAAAUAAAAAUCAAAAAUAUUCAGACCAAGAGAAGAGGAAGCUAAUCCUAAUAGAUUGAAUUGUGCUCAUUAUGAAAGAUUAAUGAGAAUUCAUAUUAUGUUAGCUAUGAUUGCAGAUACAAUGGAAUAAUCUAUUUAAUAUGCAAUAGAUGCUAAAGUAUUCUUAAUUAAAAUGAUUGAAAUUUCAUUUUAAACUAUGAAUGAAUUUGAAGAGAAUGCUGCCAAAUACACUAAUAUUAUAGAUGAAAAAACAAGUAAAUAACAAUAAUAAUAACCAAAACCUUAAUAAUAAGAUGAUUUUUCACCUAGAUAUCUUUUACCAACUUGUAUUUAAGAUUGGAUUAAAUUAUAAUUUAGUAAAGAAUUCUUAGAAAGAGUUAAAAGUUAUGAAGAUUUUAAUUUUAUGGGUAAAUACUUAUUUGAUAAGGCUUAAUUAACAUAUACUUAUAUAAACAAUUUAAUAAGUAUUUUUGAAAAAUAUGGACUUUAAAUUCAUAGUGUUCCAAUUUUUGUUUUUUAGAAAUUUUUUGUUAAGGAAAUAUUAAAUAAUUCUUAUUUAGAUAGAUUAAUUGAUGUAAGAUUUAGUAAAUGUUUACAUUAAGUAGGAUUUCAUAAUGAAGCAGAAUAAAUGUAUUAAUAAUCUAAUAUUGUUAAAUUUAAAUUGACUGACCAAGAAAAAAAAUAAAUGCUUGCAAAAACUGAAUCUAGUGUUUUAUAAUAAAAUAGAUCAAGACCAGCUGACAUAAUGGAAUAAAAUCUUCCUUAGGCCAAUAUUAUUAGUGAAAUAUUUAUUUAUACUAUUCUUACUGAUUUAGGCAAUGAAUUAAUUUUUUAAGGGGAAAUAUAUAGAGCAAAAGAAUUAUUAGCUGAAUCUCAUAAACAUGCAAAGAUUGUUUCAGAUUUAGAGUUGAUGGGCAGAAUAUUAUGUCUUUAAGGAUAAAUUGCAUUUUUAGAAGGUGAAUUCAGAGAUUCUAUUGAAAAUCACAAGCUUUCUCAUAAAUUGAUUAAAAUUGUAAGUUAAUGGGAAGUUUCAUCUAUUGAAACAUAUAAAACGUUGUAUAAAUUAGGGAAAUAUGAUGAUAUUAGAUCAUUUUUAAAAUAAAUUACAGAAGUACUCUUGGAAGUCUUAAAUAAACCCAAUUAUUCACCAAAUAAAUUAUAGAUUUAUUAAACAUUAACAACUUUAUACAUUUUGUAAUCUAAAAUAUCAACAAAGGAUUUAUUUAAAGAAUUUUCCUAUGAAACAUUCAAAUAAAUUAUAGAUAAUUUAGAGAAAUCUUUAAAAUGUAUAUAACAUGGAGGAUUUAUGACACAUUAAAUGGAUUUGAUCUUAAAUUUAGUAAAUAAAAUACUUUUAUUUGUUCGAAAUAAAAAUUAUACUAAAAUUGAUCAAGUUGAAAUUUAUUUUAAAAUUAUUUAAAGGUUACAGAAUUCAAUACUAAAACCAUUAGAAUAAUAAAGUAGAUCUUUAUUAAAAUAUACACUCCUUAUUGAAAAAGAAUCAGAAUCAAUAAGAUCACCAAUUAUGGAUUUAUAAGCUAAAAUACGUGUAGUAAUGGCUUCUUGUUUUACUGAAAUGGGAUUGAUUAAGUGGCUACGAAAAUAGAUGUAAUUACCUGAUCUAUAAGGUUCUGAUGAUGACAAUAAUAAUGAUUAAGUAGAAGACAAGCCAAUCGAAUAAUUAAGCAAUUAUGAACCUCUUUAGAAAUUUUUAACAUAAUUAACUAUUAAAAUAUAGAGAGCAAUAUAGCCAUUACCUUAAAGAUUGGAGAGUUUUGAAAAAGCAACUGCUAUAUUAUUAUCUACUUUGAAAUAAUUGAAAAAAGAUUCAUUUUGGUAUACAAUAGCUGAAAUUGAAUUAGUAAGAGCAAAAAGAUAUCUAGCUAUAAGUAAAUAGUAAUUAGAUGAUGUAUGGGAAAUACCUAUCUAAGAACCAGAUUAAAUUGUUUAAUUAUAGUAAGAUGAUGACAAUUAAUUUGAUUAUAAGACUGAUGCCUUAUAAAGUGUGUUAAAAUUGAUAAAAGAAAUUGAAUCUAAAUCAUUUACAGUAUUGAAAACUAAAGGUGACAACACAACUAUUCCAUUAGAAUGGAGUAUAUUUGGAUUUAAGUAAAUGAACUUUUAUUUGAAAAUGCUUUAUGAAUCUGCUUUAGAUAUUUUAGGAAUUAAAAGUCCAGAAAUAUCUUAUGAUUAUUUAUGUAAGUUUUAACAUUUUGCAUUUUGUGAAUAAAUGUUUAAUAUGGUUAGGCAAUCAUUCUUUGGAAAGCAUAAAAUGAUAGUAUAUAUUAGAUUAAUCAAAAUGAUAAACUCUGUCUGUGGAUUUCUUAAUUAAGAUGCCAUUAAAUUAUUAACUGAAGCAAAUAAAUUAUGGGAUAAUUUAAUGAUAUUUCCAUUAACAGAACUUUAAGCUUAAUUAUAAUAGAGUGCUGGAUUUCUAAUUAUGUAAAUGAGUCAAAAUAAAACAUGUAUUUAUUUAGGAUAUUUACAUAAUACAAAAACUCCUGUUUACAAAGUUUAAAGAAUUCCACUUGAUUCUAAAACUCAUGAUUAAAUGAAUUAAAUGAAAGCUAAUUUAGAUUAGAUUAAAAAUAAUUUAAUUAAAACACCAAUAAUUUAAUAAUAAGAUUUCAUAAAAUUAGAGGAUGACAUGGAAAAGGAAUACACUAAAUUUUGUUAAGAUGUAGAAUAAUUCAUGAGUUUUAUACCUUAAUUGAUAGAUGAAAAUAUAAACACUUAAGAGGAAGUGCCUCCUCCUGUAAUUGAUCCAAAAGCACCUCCUCCUAAAAAAGAUUAAGGAAAGUAAACUAAAGGGAAACCAGGAAAGGAUGAGUUAGCUUUAUAUGAAUCUCCUUUGGAAUAAGCACCUGGUAAAAUUGACACUGUAGUUUUACUUAUAGAUCCAAAGUUCUUUGAUUAUCCUAUUGAAUAAUUAAGUGUAUUUUAGAAGAUAGUUGCAAUGUCAAGAGAUUUUAGUAUGGCUGUAUAUGUUAGAAGACUAAAAAGUGUUGGUUAUUAAGUUUAAUUAAAUAAUAGUUAAAAAGGAAUAGAAAAAGACAAGUUAAAAUAUCUUACAUAUGAUUUUAAGACAGAAGAUUAGGAUUUAAAUUUGGAUGAAUUUAAUUUACAAAAAACAUUAGGUGAAAUUUAAAAAACUACACCUUAAUUAAAAUUUGAAGGAGUAAUUAUAUUAUUUUAUAUAUUAUUUAGACAUUUUCUUAAAGUAGAUUAGCAUCAUUGGGAGAAUUGUAAAAAUAUGCUUAAACAGGUUCUUCUAUUUUCUGGUAUGGAUCUCCUGGAGUGUUAAACAUUUUAUCUUCAAAAGUAGUUGUUGACCUUUCUGAAAUUAAUACAUCUAAAUUUUGGGUAAUAUUUGAUAAGAUGAAUGCAAAAAAAAGUUUAAUUGAAAAGUUCUCAUCUUUAGAUCCAGAUGGUGAGAAGACUCACAUUUUAGAGUAGAAUUUCAAAAUAUCUGUAUUUUUGACUCUAAUUGAUGUAAGUACAAUUUUAACUACUUAAUGGUCACCAUAAAUUGUAGAAUUCUUAAAGGCUUUUGAAAAUUUGGUCAAAUAACUAACAGAAGAUAUUUAUGUAGCUGCAUGUUUGUAAAGAUAUAAGGUAUAGAAUACUUAUUAUUAUUUUUAGGCUCCAAUUAUAAAAUAUUAGGAUGAGAAUGGAAAUAUAAUUGACAAGAAACCAUAAUAAGUGGAAAUAAAGAAAGGUGGUAAGGUAGAACCUGUGUAAGAAACUUAAAAUCUGAAGGAGAUUCAAAUUGAUAAAAAGAGAAUCUAUACUCACAAUUUUAUAUUCGUAGGAUUGCCUAAUUUAAGACUGAUUUGAUUUAUUUUAUU
Paramecium primaurelia is the source of this 10463-nucleotide messenger RNA. Lineage: Eukaryota; Ciliophora; Oligohymenophorea; Peniculida; Parameciidae. The record is from the annotation of a GenBank genome assembly.